AUGUCCGCACUGCAAUGCCGUCCAGGUUCAAGUCGAGCCGUGAUGCCGCAGCUUUGGCUCACUUUAGCAAGAUUUGCGGCAGCAAGCCGAACCCCGUCCCCAAAAGCGCAAUUGAUCUUACUGACACCUCAGAGUGGCUUCUUCCAGCUUUCCUGGCCCAUCCGCGAGCAGAUUCCUAGAGCUUGGAAGAAGCGUGGACCUCGAAGGGGUAGCACUGCUUGGGCCUGUGACGCGAUGCCUGUGCUUCAAGCUGAAAGUCGAGGGCCCUGCAGUUGGUGUUGCCGCAAGCUGAGGUUCCUUCAAGUCCAAGCCCAAGACGGCGGCGAUGAGGCGGUGAUGCGCCUCCGCUCGCGGAUGCGAGAGAUCAACCCGGAGAAGCUUUUCCUGCUGAUCCCGCCUCGUCAUGUCAGCGAAUUUCUCAGCUUUGAAGGUACACUAGGCGAAGGCGGCUUUGGAACGGUCUUUAAAGGAAGACCUACUCCCGCUGGCCACAAGCUUGUUCCGGAGCUGCGGCCGAACAAGUACUAUGCGAUCAAGAUGACUCGAAAGCCCAGCAAGGGUGGCUUUGCCGAGGAAGUCUUCGAAUACUUGGAGCGGGAGGGGCUGACGCAGCGGUGUGUCCGACUGGAUGCAAGGAAGGCAGCCAGAGAGGAGUUGGAGCUCAAGCACACCCCUGAGCAUGUGGAUGCAAUGUUCCAGAUAGCGAACAUGUCAGAGAAGGCCGCCAUGCUUGCCGCCGGCAGCGUGCUCAGCGCCACGGAGGAGGUCUGCGCUGGGAAAGUGCAAAGCGCUGUCUGCGUGGUGCGACCACCAGGAUUGUCCUCCAAGACGCUCAUCGUAGACUUCGAUGUCCACCAUGGGAAUGGGACCCACAAGAUGUUCGAGGAAGACGAAUCCGUUCUCUUCUGCUCCGUGCACCGGUAUGAUCGCGGCAAGUACUACCCAACGGGGCCUCUCGGCAACUUCACCAGCCACGGCGUAGGCGAAGGCGAGGGCUAUACCGUGAACGUCCCUUGGGAGGUGGAGAAGAGCAAGACACCCCCCGGGGAUGCUGAGUUCCUCUACGCCUUUGAUCGCCUCUUCCUGCCGAUCGCCGAAGCCUUCGCACCCGACCUGGUCCUCAUCUCCGCCGGCUUUGAUGCCGCUCCCGGAGAUCCCCUUGGUGGAUGCAUUGUGACACCCAGCGGGUUCUACGAGAUAACCAAGAGGCUCAUGGGACUUGCCGACGGCAGAGUGGUCUUGGCCCAGGAGGGCGGCUACAAUGUGGAGAGCAACAGCGAGUCCAUGGCAGCAUGCACCCGUGCCCUUCUCGGAGAAGAGCCGCCUCAGAAGUCGCAACUCCCAGGCUUCAAUGUUGGUUCGGACGACAGAAAUUCGCAGCCGGCCGCCAUGAGUCACGUUGCGACCGUGGAAGCUGCUCGGAAGCACUAUGCGCAGUUCUGGCAAUGCCUUCGCCCGCAAGUUGCAUACAGCCUCCUGGCUGUUUCGCCUGAUCGCCAUCUCGAGUACAUCCGUUGCAUGACUGGCAGCGAGCCACUCGCCAACGGCAUUCUUGGCUUCAUCGCGGGUUUCGUGCAUCCACAGCAGGCUUUGUACCAGGUCAUGGAGCUGCUUGAGGGUCCAGAUCUGUUCGACUUCCUAGCACAGCGGUCUGCCAAGCUUGAAGAGAGUGUCGCUGCGGGGCUGGUCAAGCAAAUGGUCAAGGCUGUGCAUUUUUUACACCGAACCAUCGGUGCACUCCACAGGGACAUCAAGCCGGAAAACUUCGGCUUCAUCAAGCCUCCCAUUGCUGGACAGCCGCUGCCAGAGCUGAAGCUUUUCGACCUGGGGCUUGCCUGGGUCUUGAAGGCACCUGUCACAGACGAGACGGCGAAAACUCUCUUGAGAAUAAAGCGCUGUGGCACCGGGUGUUAUAUGGCACCGGAAGUCUGGGACGGAAACACGGGGCCGCCGUCUGAUGUAUGGGGCGUUGGGGUGGUGUCCUACAUCGUCACCAGUCUCGAGGUGCCGUUCAUGCUAAUGGAGUCCAAGCAACCAAAGGUUGCAAUCCGCACGAACCCGUUGUCCUUCGAGUCCCACACCUGGCGUAACACCUCGGAUGUUGCCAAGCAGUUCCUGGAGGGCCUGCUGGACAAGAACCCCAUCACACGCUUGACAACAGCCGAUGCUUUGGCCCACGAUUGGAUGCAGGACACCAGAAUGGGCUUGCCGCCAAUCGCAGAAGGCAGUAGUGGUGAAGAUGGAGCUGGUGGACAAGGUGGGAAGACUUUCCCGAAAGCGCUGCCAUCACUUCCGCCGAAGUCCAAGCGGAGUGAAGCGGGCUUUUUCGAGUCCAUGACAUAUGCCCCAUCGAUGUAUUUCGGCGAUGCAGAUGCUUCGGCGGGUUCCUGA
Molecule: messenger RNA, 2391 nt
Organism: Symbiodinium necroappetens
Lineage: Eukaryota; Dinophyceae; Suessiales; Symbiodiniaceae
Source: the annotation of a GenBank genome assembly